Messenger RNA from Patella vulgata (common limpet), 9675 nucleotides. Its product is annotated as tyrosine-protein kinase SRK2. Bases 313 to 1848 code for a protein of 511 amino acids. Gene Ontology annotation, biological process: cell surface receptor protein tyrosine kinase signaling pathway; protein phosphorylation; cell differentiation. Gene Ontology annotation, cellular component: extrinsic component of cytoplasmic side of plasma membrane. Gene Ontology annotation, molecular function: ATP binding; signaling receptor binding; non-membrane spanning protein tyrosine kinase activity. The record is from RefSeq and is a predicted model, not a curated record. The transcript has 11 exons. Lineage: Eukaryota; Metazoa; Mollusca; Gastropoda; Patellidae.
CGACUCUUUCCUGGAUUCCGAUCCACAACACACGUACAUAUGACUAACAGGAAAUGUCCUUUAUUACAGUGAUAUAGAUAUAUCUUUUGACAUGGUUUUAUCUUAAAAUAAUGAUAAAGAUAGUCGAGUUUAUGUUUUAUAUGAGAACUAGGAAGUAAAUUAUCGCGGAGAGGCCAUUUUGUGUUUAUGUAUUGUGAAUAUGUGAAACCUGAUUUCUUUUUUAAACACUCGUAAGGUGAAGUAUAUAGAACAACCAUUAAGCUGCACUACUUUCUUCCACAGUGAACUAUAAAAGAUAAAAGCUUCUUUAACAUGGGUAACGAGUGCUGUAAGUUUGGUCACAGGCCAGGUAAAUCAGCCACACUGCCAUCUGUGGGGGUUUUAAACGGUGGGGCUGGGUCCCCGUCACCCACCUCACCCAAUGAUGUCUCAAUCGCUAUGACAGCCUUGCGACCCUUACCCCCUCCACCACCUGAAACAGAUGCCUAUAUUGUACGUGCUAUGUAUGACUUUGAGGGAAUGAAUGAAGAUGAUUUACCAUUUAAAAAAGGUGACAGACUAGAGAUUGAUGAAACAAGUCAAACAGGUGAUUGGUGGGUAGCAACACAUUUAAGAACGAAACAGAAAGGUUAUAUACCCAGUAAUUACGUUUGUCAAGAUGAUAAUUCACCACAAAGUCAGGAUUGGUGGUAUGAUUUUGAUAGAAGAGAAUCAGAUAAGAUGUUAUUAUUAGCUGGUAAUCCAAAGGGUACAUUCUUAGUCCGUGAAGCCACAGAUAAAUCUUCGUAUGUAUUAUCCGUACGAGACACAGAGAAGACAACAGGAGAUCCUUGUGUUAAACAUUACAGAAUUCGCAAAAUGGACAGUGGAGGAUUUUUUAUUAGUCCAAAACGUACUUUCAAAUCUAUGGUAGAUUUAAUCGAAAACUAUAAAGAAAACCAUGAUGGUCUAUGUUGUCAGCUGAGUGGGGCAUGUCCUAGAAUUAGACCAUCUGUUCAGUUCCGAGAAUUAGAAGUCAAUCGAGAUGCCAUAAAAUUAAUGGAGAGGCUGGGUGCUGGUUGUUUUGGGGAAGUAUUUAAAGGAAAACUGCGAAAUGUUGUUGAUGUGGCCGUGAAAACUCUGAAAAAGGGCACCAUGUCGGCUGAUGCCUUUCUCACAGAAGCCAAAUUGAUGCAUCGUUUACGUCAUCGAAAAUUAGUAGCAUUAAUGGCCGUGUGUUCACAAUCCGAACCUAUUUGGAUCAUCACAGAAUUCAUGGUUCAUGGUUCCCUUCUAGAUUAUUUACGCAAUGAUGUGGGAAAAAAUGUCCGGUUUCCAAUUUUAAUAGAAAUGGCAUCACAGAUUGCUGAAGGCAUGGCGUAUUUAGAAACAGAGAAUUUUGUACAUCGAGAUUUACGUGCGGCAAAUAUUUUAGUGGGAGAACAUUAUGAAGUAAAAGUUGCUGAUUUUGGCCUGGCUCGUAUUUUACAUGAGGAAGAUAUUUACGAAGCUACAGAAAAUACCAAGUUUCCAAUAAAAUGGACAGCUCCAGAAGCAGCUUUAGAUAGAAAGUUCAGUAUAAAAUCUGACGUUUGGUCGUUUGGUGUUUUGUUAUAUGAAUUAAACACAUUUGGUCGUGUGCCUUAUCCUGGUAUGUCUGGAUCGGAAGUGCUGAGUCGAUUAGGUAAAGGGUACAGAAUGCCGAGACCAAGCGGUCCAGUCGGUUGUACAGAUGCUUAUUAUGAAAUUAUGAAGAAAUGUUGGAACAAGAGACCUGAAGAAAGACCAACAUUUGAGUCAUUACACAAUCUUUUUGAUGACUACUUCAUCGCCACGGAACCUGACUACAAGGAAUCAGACGCCAUCUAAAACACAAAUAUAUUAUUCUAAACAUUGGUAAUCGUAAAGCAGUAAUUGUCACCAUGAAAUUAUUGAUGAUUUAAAUGAUAACGUAAUUAACGCUAUCUGCAAUUACUUUCAUUUUAACAUGUCAGAUGUGGCUCGAAGUUAAGCAAUAGUAAAAAAAAGCAGUCAUUAAUUUUUUGCUUUGCAAUAUUGGAAAACCCAUUAGGUUUGAUAUGUGAUAGAUUUAUCCAACAAUCAUAUUAAAUAUAAAUGUAUGGUUUAAACUAAAAUGCCGAAAGAAAGAAAGAAUAAGGUUUUAAUUCUUACAUAAUAUAUAAUAUUUGUGCAUUCCAUUUUGUUGCUUAUACUGAUAUUCAGCAGACUUCCAUCUAUUGUUUAGCAACCUUGAUAAAUGUUGCAACUUUGCAAAAAUUUGAUCAAGUUUGUGAUUUCAAACAUUUUAAUGUAAAUUAAUUAGGCGUGGAUAUGACGGCAGAUGGCAAUUAGUGUGACUUUAAAUAUAGGGAAAUUUGAUGCAAUAUGAAACUUAGUUUCAGAAUGAAUUUAAAAUAGGACAAAAUAGCAAUCUGAUUAGAAUACAGACCUAUAAUUCGUUUUUUUUUUUUUAAUACUUUCGAUGGCCUCUACUACAUGAAGAUCUAACCAUUUUUAGUGAGACGUCGCGUUAAGGGUCAUACGAGUGGCAUUUGACUCUAUGACGUCAGACUUUUGAUUAACCAAUCAGCAUUAAAGUUUCUAGUGGAAUACACACAGUUCUGUGCACCACACGGCAAGAACUCUCUAUAACAGACCGUUUCAUUGACUAAUCACUAACAUCAACAAGAACGUGGGUUAUAUAACAACUCUUCCAGAUCCUAGUGUAGUAAAGACAAGUAAAAUGAAAUUUUGAACUUUAAAACACGAAAUGAAAUAGGAUCUGUGUUUCAAUCAGAUUGGACAAACUAGAUAAUUAUUAUUCUAUUGUACCAUGAGAGAUAAUCACAAGGACAUUAUUCAUAAAACUUAUAUUGAAAUAUUUUUAGAAUGCAGCAUUUUCAUUGGUUGAGAGGUAAAUUUCUGCUGUAUAUACUAGCUAAUAGCCAAUCAAACGUCUUAAUAUAUUUUAGUUUUACUUUUUUUUAUGAAUAAAGCCCCUGAAAUAGAAUAAUGUAACAUACUUUAAUGUUUUAAUUUAAAAUGAUGGUUUGUGACAAUCCUGAAGUUUUGAUUUAUAUUAAGAGGGUAUAAUGCCGUCAGUGUACGAAAAAUUCAUUCCAGAAUUAAUUCUAAAAAUAAUUAUUGUUUAUUUUUAUAAAAUUGAUUUUUCAUGUCUUCCAUUUAUUAGCUAUUUUUUUUUUCUAUAAGUUUAUUAUUUAAUAUUUAUAUAGUUGAACAUUCCGAACAAUUUACAGACAAUUUGCAAAAUAUUCUGAUAAUUUUAUUCAUUGACCAGGUUAUGUAAAUAGCUGCAUCACUUUACUGCGACAGUCUACCAACAAGUGUUCGUUGACAACAUCUACUGAAGAAUAUCGUUAGCGUUUAGAAAUAUAUAUUAAAAUAUGGAAGUUUUUGUGUAAGCUAGCUAGAAAAUUGAAAUCACUCAUAGAAGAAUAUUUGAAUUAAGGCAAAUUUUAGAAUAUGAAAGUUUUUGUGCAAGCAACCUAGAAAAUUGAAAUCACUCAUAGAAGAAUGUUUGAAAUAAGGCAAGCAAUAAAACCCAUUAUUUUUUUUAUCUUUUGGCCUUAAAAUUCUACUAUGCAAACUAAGCUAAAGAUAUAUUCAUGUAUUUACCAAACUGGGCCUUAAAGAGAGUUAUGCUCGCUCGUAUAAAGCAGACAUUUUAUACUAUAAAUCUAACAAACUUGUGUGCAUGUAGCUUUGUGUGUGGGUGCAUUUAUCUUUGUGUGUAUCUUAUAUGCAUGUAUUUUAUAAUAUAGGUCAACUAAACUCAUGUGUGCAGGUGCAUGUAUCUUUGUGUAAUGGAGCUCAGACAUAUACUUAUUUGGUGUUCAUUCUUUAACUGUACCGAUAUGCUACAGUCUUCCUUUAUUUAAAAUGUUGGCCAAUGCAAAUAGUUUUUCACUGGAAAACUAAGUCUACACAAUGGACGAGGAAGUUGUCUCGAUUGUCAAGAUCCGUUGUUAAAUAGAUUAGGAUAAUGAAGCCUGGUUGAGCGAGACUUUUGAAACCUGCACAUGUGAUAAAAACAACUUAAAAAGCAAUGUUGGAUUUUAAAAGAAAAUGAUAUAUUUGCCAAUUUCUCAACUGACACAAGUGAAUUUUAGGAUUUAGGACUGUGUGUAUGGAUGCCAUCUAUUUUAAGGCUUUAUUUUAAUAUGUUUUAUUUAAACAUAUCACUUUAAAUGAAUUCAAUUAUCACUUUAAACAUAUGUAAUGAAAGCCUUAUAUUAGUGCUAAUUAUAGAAAUUGUCAUUCAUAUGUUCAUCUUCUCAUCAUUUCACAUGUCUCCCGAUUAUACACCCUGAUGAUUGAAGCGGUUUCUUAAUAUCACACAAGUCUUUCGAUAACUUCAGCAAUUCAAUUGGAAUUCAUAAAUUGACAUUUUAAGAUUGAGGAAGUGAAAACAUUGUGUUCAAUAUAUAAACAUAAAAGAUACAUUAUGUAAGAAUAUUUAUUAUCGUAACCAUGGUAACAAUGACAUUGAGGCUACAUCGUCUUCAAAUGGCCAUAACUCUUCUCAGAGUGAAGUAAUUUCACUGAAAGUUUCAAUAUAUUCUUUUUUCAUUAUCUAUUUUUGAACUUUUUUAGCAAGAACUGUCAGCUCUUUGUCUAAAUCAUAAAUAAUGUAACUUUAAGACAGCAUUAUUUCUUACCUUCGAUCAUUAUGUUAAUUUUUAUAAAUUAUAUUUUUGGGCCAGGAACUAGGGCCCUAGAAACCACUUAGCAUGUUGUUCUUCUUGGAGGGAGACACUCUUCAAAAGAAAACCACUAAGCUCCUGCCAAUUUAACGAUGAUCAACAUGGAACUUAACUUACUUGUUCCUCUGACAAUUGUGCAUUGAUUAACAGACUAAAUUCAAAGAUAGCUGCUACGAUGUUUAGCUUGGUUCCUAGUCCUAGUAAAUUUAGAUCAGUCAACAUGCUUAGCUUAUGAUAUUUUUUUUUCUUAUAAACAAUAUUUUUUUAUUGAGAUCUGUAUCUGAUUAGGGAUGGGGAAAUAGGCGUAGCCUAUAUUAAACCCCUCUAGCUUAUGAUUGAACCCUCUCCAUGUUACAAUUUAUUGAAAGAAUUUAAAUGUUUUAUUUCUUCUAGCCGAGUAAUUAAUCAAAGUAGUGCAUUAUUUUAUUUAUAUAGCUUGUGGACUUAUUACAUGUACACUGUGACAUCACUAUAACAAUCUUCACUAUAACGGAUGGGUUCAGUAUAAGACCACAAAGAGUGUUAUAGUGACGUCCUUUUAAACAAGGGUUAAACAGUUUCACUCAAACUCUGAUGUAGUCCCUGGUGAAAAAUUGUUUUGUCAAUUGAAUUGGAGAUACACUGGUUACAUGUCUAAGGAAUACUAUUAAUGCUUUUUGACUGAGCGACGUUUUGACUAAUAAACCGGAACCACCUUAGUAUUUAGUCUGGCAAUAUACAGGUCACAAUUCUAUGGAAUAAAAUUACUGCUUAUUUACUGAACAGCAUUUCAACUAGCCUUCUCUUGUCUUUAUAAUUGCUUGAUGAAAGAUUUGAGAAUCCUAAUGGAACAGUUGUCACUCAGUUAUAAACAUUUAUCAUCUUCGAUAGAAUUGUAAGCUGUGUAUUUGAUAAUGAUUAGAAAAGCUCAGUCAUAAACAAUAAUUCUUUUCUAUUGAAUUGUGACCUCUGUAUAACGUUGUGGAUGUGCUACGAUCGUCGAUGUGGCCAGUGGAACCAAACGUCAGUGUUACAGUGAAACCUGGGUAUACUAUUACUAUGUGUAUUACCUGCUGAUAUAUUUGUAAAUAUAUAUAUAUAUAUAAAUCCCGUUAUUGUAUUAUAGUCAUAUUUUAUAUCAAUUGUAAAUAGUUUUUAGCAAUCAUAAUAAUAUAAUAACAUAAUAACCAUUUCAUUGUUUAAUUAUUUCGUUCUUCGUUAAACAGUUAUUACAGAAAACAUUCCUUUCUACAUAUUUAAUACAACAUUUUCGCUAAAAUAUUAAAUUAAUUAAGACUAAAUUCACGCUAAAUAGGUACUCCGAUUGAAUAUUUAAUAUUUAAUUACGAAAACAAAAUCAAUAUAUAUAUAUAUAUAUAUAUAUAUUCUAUCGCUAGAUAAUCUCCAGGCCUGGAUUCGAUCAGGUUUAAACUAGGCCCCUCAGAUUCAAACUAGGCCUAUCAGGUUUCUCUGCUACCAGUAAAAGAUAGUGACGUAACCGUGCAGCAUAGAUCGAUGAAAAUUCAAUUUAACAUAACUCUGUAAAUACUGAACAGAACUGAAUGAUUUUUAGGCAAAUAUUACUAUUAGAUAUUAAACUUGGACUAUAUUGUAGUUAGCAAUUUGUACUCUUACAGUAAUAAUUGACACAUUGAGCCUUUAAAAUCAAAAUGUCCAUCCUACCAUACUACUUUAUCAUUGGUAGAUGUUUCAAACAAUAAGAAAAACUUGCUUCGUUAAAAGUGUCUAUUAUAGUUUGAUUUAGAAUAUUAUGUCAAUUUUAGUCUUGCCUUCUUUUUUCUCUCCCUUGAGUUUUAUAAUGAGUUCGUCCGUCUGUCUGGAACACAACAACAAUGCUUCUAAUUAAGAUACAAUAUUCAAACUUGGUGUAGGCGUUCAUCAGGUGACUGGAACACAAUAACUAAGCUUUUAAUUGAGGUAGAAUAUUCAAACUUGGUGUAGGGGUUCAUCAGGUGAAUGGAACACAAUAACUAAGCUUAUAAUUGAGGUAGAAUAUUCAAACUUAAUGUAGAUGUUCAUUAGGUGAAUGUAUAGACUAACUUCAAUAAUGAGCAUUUUCUUCUUAGGUUAAGUAAAGAUUAUGAGCCAUUUGAUUUAUGGAUGAUUGGAACACUGUAACUUUUUAUUCUAAUUGAAACCUUAAUUUCAUUACAUCAGUGCCUUGAUAAAGAUCGAUAAGAGCGUUUUAUGCUCAGAUAAAAUAGGGUGAUUGAUCGAUGCUUUAUUUAAAGAUAAAGGGGCCAGUAAUUAAUAUGUUUCAUCUAUUUAUUUUGGAAUUGAAACAGGGGGACAUCAGCCUAACUUUUGGCUGGUUUUGAUAAUUUUCUUUUAUUUUAUAUUUCAUACCAGAAACAUUUAUUUUAUUAUUAAAUACAAUUUUUAAUUCAGCCUCUUUAAAAUAAAUUUCAUGAUAUGAUUGGAUCCGAUGUAUAUAUUUAUAGAUUGGGAAAAACCCACAUUGAUUAAUGAUAGAUAUAAAUAUUUUUAUUGUUGGUAAUUGCAUGAAUAAGGAAGCUGGCUUUCUUCAUAUAUUGGUAAUUCACAUGCAUUUCAUGCUAUGUAAAUAUAUAUAUAUUUCUUCAGUUGUAUUUCCUGUAAUAUCUCAAUAUUCAACAAAAUAAAGAAAUUAUGAAAAUAUUUCUGAAAUAAUAUCUUUUAAUUAUUUGUGGCUUUCCUUGCCAGCGGUGGAAUACCAUGACCAUAGAUGCCUUUGUUGAAUAUUAUUUGAUUUUCUCUUUGUAAAUUGUAAAUCAGUUUCUCUAGGAAUGUGUAUGUAAUUGUGCUAUGUUAUGCUGCUAUGUUUUGCUUACAUCCUAUUUUACAGUUCUCUUUUUUUGCUGAUUAAAGAUUGUUAACGUAAAUAACUGUAACUUUCACUUUUUCACAUUAUUGUGAAGUUGUACACCAUUUUGAAUGGUCCCUGGGGGAAGGGGGAAUACUUUCAGAUCUAUCCCCCAUCCCCCAGAAAUGUAACUUUCACUUUUUCACGUUAUUGUGAAGUUGUACACCAUUUUGGAUGGUCCCUGGCAUGUGGGGGAAUACUUUCAGAUCUAUCCCCCGUCCCCCAGAACACUUUGGCUUCUCUAAAGUUUAUAAUCUAUUUUGAUGUUCUAUUUCAAAUAGAGAUUAAUUUCUUCUAAUUAUUUGUGAAUUUUUAAUAAACCCUUUUCUGUACAUUAAUUUGACAUAUGUAAAUAUUAUAAUAUAGCAUUCCAUGUAUUUUAUGAACAAUAGCAAUUAGUAAAUAUAAUAAUAACAACAGUAUAAAUUAUUUAUUCCAGUCAGCAAAUAAAAUGCAGUAUUUUUGUAUAAAAUUUAAACAAAGAACAUAUCAGUAGGCUAUUGACUUAAAGGACAAUAUUGCUGUCGGCCAUUAUUACAGGAGGUGACGCAAAAAAUGACAAACACGAGUUAUCGUUCUAUAUAACUGACUGAAGUAACAAGUGAUAACAGAUAAUUUCUGCUCAUUUCCUGUACUUCAGAUGUUCGUUACACAUCUACCUUAGCAAUGAUCUCUGUGUUAAAAUUAUAUUUGGAACUUGUUUAACCAGUUUUAUCACAUAUGUAAUAAUGGCUGACACCAAUAUUGUCCUUUAAUUUUAAACCAUUCCAAAGACGUGAUAUAUGGAUUUUUAUAGAAAUUGUCCAUUAGAUUACGAAACUUAAUGUUUUUAGAUAUCACAUUAUAGAAAGGGAACAAAGCUUGGAUAUCACUCAAAUUAGGGAUCAACAUCUGACAAUUCAAAACAAGAAUUGGCUGUCACUAGAGAAGAGAAAAUGAGAAAAAUAGAAAAGGCCUGUGCAUUCCUAUGUUUUUUAUUCAUUCUAUACGGUCAUAAAAAAAACCAUGGUAAUACACGUUUUCUUUUAUCUAGUAACAGUCAGUUCUUUUUAUGACUUGUCAAAUAUUCUCUCGCAGGGUUGAAACCGUGUUGAAUUUAUAUACAGGGUCACACAACAUGAGUUUAAUUAUAAUUAGUAAGCGCUAACAUUAGCCUUAUACUUUAGUGAAACUUUUGAAUAGAAACAUCAAAUGAGCUUUAUAGGGAAUGAUUUGGGAUUGUGUUGAUAAUGGGAUAGAAAUAGGAUUUUGAUCUGAACGUUGGUUCGAUAAAAUCUCAAUAUGAUCACAAUGCUUAUUCCUUUAUUUAUGCUGUCUGUAUAUUUAUGAGACGACAUUCACUGUAACCCAGGUAUCAUUUAAUCUUGUGUAUUUAGCACAAAUUUAUUUCACAUUUAUUCAAUAUCAAAUCUGUCAAAAAUCGUUUAAAAUCAUCUAAUUUGUACUUAUGUCCAGUUUAAAACUGACCAUUCAAUUUUAAUAAUGAGUGUCCAGUUUACAAGUAUUUAAUUUCUCGAUCACUGUUACAAAAUAAACAACACGAUUGAUGUAUAAUGAUUAAGUUUUGAACAGUAUAGUCAGGAAAUUAAAUACUUGUAAAUUGGACACUCAUUAUCAAAAUUAAUCAGUCAGCUUUAAACUGGACACAAGUAAAAAUUAGAUGAUUUUGGGUGAUUUUUAUGAAUUUUUAAACAAAGAUUUGAUAUUAAAUGAAUGUGAAAGAAAUGAGUGCUAAAUACUCAAGAUUAAAUGAUAUCCAGGCUACAAUGAUGUGUGCUGAAUAUUUAUGAGAGGACAUAUAUUAUGCUGACCGUAUAUUGCAGCACCUGUAAAUAAAUAACCUUUUUCAUCCGCUUGGAUCGCAAUCUGUUUGCUUCAAUAGUUCAAAUCAGUCGGAAUGCAGUCAAAGUGUAAUUUAAGAAUUUUUAAAUCCAUUCCCUUUCUUUAAAAGACAGUUGAUAUAGCUCCAUAUAUGGUAUAGAUAUAGCUCCAUAUAUGGCAUAGAUAAAGCUCCAUAUAUGGUAUAGACUAGACAUAGCAAUAUCAAAAUUUUGUUUUAGUUUCAUAUAUAGUUCAUUAUGUCAUUCCACUAUGAUACAUUUUGUGAAUAAACUUUUUUUUUUACAAUUA